AUGGGUUCUAAGCAUAAUCCACCAGGGAGUAACAGAUCGAGAAGUUCGAUAUCUCUAAUCAUUGUGAUUGGUUUAUGCUGUUUCUUUUACCUUCUUGGAGCAUGGCAAAAGAGUGGUUUUGGUAAAGGAGAUAGUAUUGCAAUGGAGAUAACAAAGCAAGCUCAAUGUACAGAUGUUGUCACUGAUCUUGACUUUGAACCUCAUCACAAUACAGUGAAGAUCCCUCAAAGAUUAGCUGAUCCGAAACCUGUUUCUUUCAAGCCGUGCGAUGUGAAACUCAAGGAUUACACGCCUUGUCAGGAGCAAGACCGAGCAAUGAAGUUCCCGAGAGAGAACAUGAUUUAUAGGGAGAGACAUUGUCCGCCCGAGAAUGAGAAACUGCGGUGUCUUGUACCAGCUCCUAAAGGGUAUAUGACUCCGUUCCCUUGGCCUAAAAGCCGUGACUACGUUCAUUACGCUAAUGCUCCUUUCAAGAGCUUGACUGUCGAAAAAGCUGGACAGAAUUGGGUUCAGUUUCAAGGGAAUGUGUUUAAAUUCCCUGGUGGAGGAACUAUGUUCCCUCAAGGCGCGGAUGCGUAUAUAGAAGAGCUAGCUUCUGUUAUCCCAAUCAAAGAUGGAUCUGUUAGAACGGCAUUGGACACUGGAUGUGGGGUUGCAAGUUGGGGUGCUUAUAUGCUUAAGAGGAAUGUUUUGACUAUGUCGUUUGCGCCAAGAGACAACCACGAAGCACAAGUGCAGUUUGCGCUUGAGAGAGGUGUUCCAGCGAUUAUCGCUGUUCUUGGAUCAAUUCUUCUUCCUUACCCUCCAAGAGCCUUUGAUAUGGCGCAAUGCUCUCGAUGCUUGAUUCCGUGGACUGCAAACGAGGGAAAGUACUUAAUGGAGGUUGAUAGAGUCCUGAGACCGGGAGGUUUCUGGGUCUUAUCGGGACCUCCGAUCAACUGGAAGACCUAUUACAAGACGUGGAACCGAACAAAGUCAGACCUCAAUGCCGAGCAAAAGAGAAUAGAGGAAAUCGCAGAGUCCUUAUGCUGGGAGAAGAAGUACGAGAAGGGUGACAUUGCGAUUUUCAGGAAGAAGAUAAACGACAAAUCCUGCGAUAGAUCAACAACAUCAGUUGACACUUGCAAGAGAAAAGACACUGAUGAUCUUUGGUACAAGGAGAUGGAAACUUGCGUAACACCGUACCCUAAAGUAUCAAGCAAAGAAGAAGUAGCUGGAGGAAAGCUAAAGAAGUUUCCCGAGAGGCUAUUUGCAGUACCUCCAAGUAUCUCUAAAGGUUUGAUCAGUGGCGUCGACGCAGAAUCAUACCAAGAAGAUAUUAAACUAUGGAAGAAGCGAGUAACCGCAUACAAGAGAAUCAACAGACUGAUAGGUUCCACAAGAUACCGUAACAUAAUGGAUAUGAAUGCCGGUCUUGGUGGUUUCGCUGCUGCGCUCGAAUCGCCAAAAUCUUGGGUUAUGAAUGUGAUUCCAACCAUUACAAAGAACACAUUGAGUGUUGUCUAUGAGAGAGGUCUCAUUGGUAUCUACCAUGACUGGUGUGAAGGUUUUUCAACUUAUCCAAGAACAUACGAUUUCAUUCACGCUAGUGGUGUCUUCAGCUUGUAUCAACACAGCUGCAAACUUGAGGAUAUUCUUCUUGAAACGGAUCGGAUUUUAAGACCAGAAGGGAUUGUGAUUUUCCGAGACGAGGUUGAUGUUUUGAAUGAUGUAAGGAAGAUCGCUGAUGGAAUGAGAUGGGAUACUAAAUUGAUGGAUCAUGAAGAUGGUCCUCUCGUGCCGGAGAAAAUUCUAGUCGCCGUUAAACAGUAUUGGGUCGCCGGCGACGAUGGAAACAGUCCGGCGUCUUCUUCGUCUUCUUCUGAUAAUAGUGAAGAAGAGUAA
Molecule: messenger RNA, 1884 nt
Organism: Arabis nemorensis
Lineage: Eukaryota; Viridiplantae; Streptophyta; Magnoliopsida; Brassicales; Brassicaceae
Source: the annotation of a GenBank genome assembly